AUGUUCUCUGUCACCAACCCGAACCAACAGGCCCCCGUCACCAACGCAUGUCACCAACACCACCAACUGGCCUUCGUCAUCAACCCCACCAAAUGGCCCCCGUCACAAACCCCACCAACUGGCCCCCAUCACCAACGCCUGUCACCAACACCACCAACUGGCCCCCGUCACCAACCCCACCAACUGGCCCCCGUCACAAACCCCACCAACAGGCCCCCGGAACAAACACCACCAACUGGCCCCCGGAACAAACACCACCAACUGGCUGCCGUCACCACCCAGCCCCCGUCACCAACCCCACCAACAGGCCCCCGUCACCAACACCACCAACUGCCCCCUGUCACAAACCCCACCAACAGGCCCCCGUUACAAACCCCACCAACCAGCCCCCGUCACAAACCCCACCAACAGGCCCCCGGAACAAACACCACCAACUGGCCCCCAUCACCAACACCACCAACUGGCCCCCAUCACCAACUCCACCAACCGGCCCCCGUCACAAACCCCACCAACCGGCCCCCGUCUCCAACCCCACCAACCGGCCCCCGUCACAAACCCCACCAACUGGCCCCCAUCACCAACCCCACCAACAGGCCCCCGGAACAAACACCACCAACUGGCCCCCGUCACCAACACCACCAACUGGCCCCCGUCACCAACCCCACCAACCGGCCCCCGUCACCAAACCCCACCAACUGGCCCCCAUCACCAACCCCACCAACUGGCCCCCAUCACCAACCCCACCAACUGGUCCCCGUCACAAACCCCACCAACUGGCCCCCGUCACCAACCCCACCAACUGGCCCCAGUCACAAACCCCACAAACUGGCCUCCGUCACAAACCCCACCAACUGGCCUCCGUCACAAACCCCACCAACUGACCCCCGUUACCAACCCCACCAACUGACCCCGUCACAAACCCCACCAACUGGCCCCCGUCACAAACCCCACCAACCGGCCCCCGUCAUCAACCCCACCAACCGGCCCCCGUCACCAACCCCAACAACUGGCCCCUGUAUAAAAAAAACACCACCCAGCCCCCGUCACCAACCCCACCAACUGGCCCCCCCCCCGUCACAAACCCCACCAACUGGCCCCCGUCACCAACACCACCAACUGGCCCCCAUCACCAACUCCACCAACCGGCCCCCGUCACAAACCCCACCAACCAGCCCCCAUCACCAACCCCACCAACCGGCCCCCGUCACAAACCCCACCAACUGGCCCCCAUCACCAACCCCACCAACAGGCCCCCGGAACAAACACCACCAACUGGCCCCCGUCACCAACACCACCAACUGGCCCCCGUCACCAACCCCACCAACCAGCCCCCGUCACAAACCCCACCAACCGGCCCCCAUCACCAACCCCACCAACUGGCCCCCGUCACAAACCCCACCAACUGGCCCCCAUCACCAACCACACCAACUGGCCUCCGUCACAAACCCCACCAACUGGCCUCCGUCACAAACCCCACCAACUGACCCCCGUCACCAACCCCACCAACUGACCCCCGUCACAAACCCCACCAACUGGCCCCCAUCACAAACCCCACCAACCGGCCCCCAUCACCAACCCCACCAACUGGCCCCCGUCACAAACCCCACCAACUGGCCCCCAUCACCAACCACACCAACUGGCCUCCGUCACAAACCCCACCAACUGGCCUCCGUCACAAACCCCACCAACUGA
Oncorhynchus kisutch (coho salmon) is the source of this 1692-nucleotide messenger RNA. RefSeq names its product proline-rich extensin-like protein EPR1. The transcript is spliced from 2 exons. The record is from RefSeq and is a predicted model, not a curated record. Bases 1 to 1692 code for a protein of 563 amino acids. NCBI's taxonomy places the organism in Eukaryota, Metazoa, Chordata, Actinopteri, Salmoniformes, Salmonidae.